AUGAAUUCAAACUCUGAAGCCAAAGAUCGGCAUUGCUUUUUUGCUUUUUUUAUUAAAGAGCACAAAGAUAGUGACUUGCUAAAAUAUAUAGAGAUAUGUAGAAUCAUCACUAAAAAAUCUUUUAUUGAUCAAUUAAAGAAAAAAGCUAAUCCAAUUUUAUCUUUAGAUGAACUAGAGAAAAAAAGAUUGAAGUUUUCUAAUGAUGAUGUUGAGCCACAAAUUGCCAAAAAAGAAUGGAGUAAUUUGUAUGAAGAUAUAAUAAAUAUAAUAAAGAAUCAAGAACGGUUUUCUUUAAGUAGUCUUUUAGAGUAUUCUCCUUCCAAGUGGCUUGCUGAGCGGAAUCCAGUCGUCAUCAAGUUUAUAGAAACUCUUAUGUAUAAUGAGAAUAAACAUCAGCAUGAAGAAAAAAGCUUUUCAACAGUUAAGUAUUUAUUAGCAAGAUCAAAAAUGAUCAUUGAUAUGAUAACUAUAUUAUUAGCUCCAGUAGUUAUACGAACCUUUGACAAUGAACAGAAAGGUCAAAAAAAUUAUUUGGAUCAUGGGAAUAAUACAGUUAUAUUCCACAUGGUUACGAGUUUUGUUGCAUUUAGCUAUAGCCAAAGUAAUAAUAUUCAAAGUGAAAAUUCUUGGCUAUAUACAGAACUUGACCAAAAACAAUAUGAAGAGUUAUUUUAUUUAUCAUCAGGAAUUAAUCCAAACUCAGUUGCUAAUAUUAGAAAAGUUCUUGAGCAUAUUGAAGAAAUAUCUGGAGUUAAAAACAGUAGCCAUUUCCCUUGGCUUAUAUUAAUUCCGGGUGCCUUUUAUGAAGAAAUGAAUAUGUUAAAGGUUGUUACUUCACGAUCUAAACUUUCAAAUCAACAUCAAGGCCAUAAUGCAAUACUUGAAGAAAUUAACAAAUUAUUGAAAUCAUUAAUUCCUCCAAUACCUUCACAACAGUAUUGGAAAAUUGCGGCAUGUAAUUGUACUAAUUUUUCAAAAUUGCAUACUAACAUUUUUAAUAUAAUAGGAUACUCUAAAAGUGAAGCCAAUGAGCUUCAUACACUUCCUAGUUUUACUGCUGAAUCAUGUCAAUUCUGGGUUCAGAUAAGAAAAACUCAAUUCAUAAAUCCAAAUGCUGAUAAUUGUAUUUUUCAAAAUCUAGAACUUCAAAGAAGUGAAGGUUCUUUAAAAAAAUUGGAAAUUUUAUCGAUUAUUAACUCUUUAAUUCCUUCUUUAGGUGAUUUAUAUCGAUCACGCUUUCGUGGUUUAUCAAAUAAGUCCCGUAAAGAUUUAGUAAAUAUUCUUCAAGAAGUCAGAAAUAUAUUAGCUGAAAAUAACAUUAGAAUUAGUGAACAAUAA
Scutellospora calospora is the source of this 1338-nucleotide messenger RNA. The record is from the annotation of a GenBank genome assembly. NCBI's taxonomy places the organism in Eukaryota, Fungi, Glomeromycota, Glomeromycetes, Diversisporales, Gigasporaceae.